AUGGAAAAUCACCAGCGACAAGUUGGCAAUAAAACCAAAGUUAGCGCCGAAAACGAUAGCAAUGUCGAUCCCGAUGAUAAAUUAAUAGAUGAUGCGGCUAGUAGUACAAGUCAAAACAACGACAGUAAUAGUAAUAACAAAAAUACUAAAGGAAUUAUCCGCAACGAAUUUGGUGAGAAACCGCCUUAUUCCUAUAAUGCCUUAAUUAUGAUGGCAAUUCGCAAUUCAAGCGAGAAACGUUUAACCCUUAAUGGUAUAUACGAAUUCAUCAUGAAAAAUUUUCCUUUCUAUCGUGAGAAUAAGCAAGGUUGGCAAAAUUCCAUUCGGCAUAACCUUAGCUUAAAUAAAUGUUUCAUUAAGGUACCACGAAGUUACGAUGACCCUGGCAAAGGAAACUACUGGAUGUUAGAUCCUUCAAGUGAAGAUAUGUAUAUCGGUGGUACAUCAGGUAAACUACGACGCCGAUCAUCUAGU
Messenger RNA from Trichoplax adhaerens, 474 nucleotides. RefSeq lists its product as uncharacterized. The annotation marks the transcript as partial. The transcript has a single exon. NCBI's taxonomy places the organism in Eukaryota, Metazoa, Placozoa, Uniplacotomia, Trichoplacea, Trichoplacidae. Gene Ontology annotation, molecular function: sequence-specific double-stranded DNA binding; DNA-binding transcription factor activity. Gene Ontology annotation, biological process: regulation of transcription by RNA polymerase II. The record is from RefSeq and is a predicted model, not a curated record. Gene Ontology annotation, cellular component: nucleus.